Molecule: messenger RNA, 327 nt
Organism: Paraglomus brasilianum
Lineage: Eukaryota; Fungi; Glomeromycota; Glomeromycetes; Paraglomerales; Paraglomeraceae
Source: the annotation of a GenBank genome assembly
AUGCAAAACCCCCCUCAAGUUCUACUAGGAAAUCCACCCAUUCAAAAUUCAGCUGAAAACCCGGUACCAAUUCCAGCACAAAAUGCACAACCAGCCCCCAAAGGCGAUCUCAUAUCAUUUGAUGAAAACCCACCAAUGCACCAGCCAGCCCAGCUGAGAGAAGUAAAUGUGCAGGCAGUCGACCUUUUAACUGAUGAUAUUCCAGAUAUAAAAGUGGGGCCAAAUGAAGAAUGGUUUGAUUUAAUGGAAAAACUUGAAGAUAAUGAGGAUAAUGAACCUAGUGAUUCAGAAUAUGACACAGCUGAUGAAGAUCCUGACGUAAAUUAA